Messenger RNA from Setaria italica (foxtail millet), 1617 nucleotides. RefSeq lists its product as uncharacterized. Bases 337 to 813 code for a protein of 158 amino acids. The transcript has 2 exons. The record is from RefSeq and is a predicted model, not a curated record. NCBI's taxonomy places the organism in Eukaryota, Viridiplantae, Streptophyta, Magnoliopsida, Poales, Poaceae.
CGAGCGGGUCGCCUGCCUUGCCUCUGCUGAGCUGUCACCCCGCUUCACCAGCGUCCACCGCACGCAAGCGUCCGGAUCCGCGUGGCGCCUACGCCAACUAAUCCCGAGUCGCCCACGCAUCCGACCUGUCCUCAAAGGCACCGUCCGAUCCGCCUGCAAAUUUCCCUUCCGCCGCGCGCCAUCUUUCCAAAAUUUCCCCUCCGCCGCGACUCCCAUCCCUGAUCUCUCACGAGUCACGAGCACUCGCGAUCCCAUUCCCUUCUGAUCUCAAUCCCGCCGCCGCCGCGUCCACCGCAAUCGCGAUCCCAUCAGAUCUCAAUCCUGCCGCCGCCGCCGAUGAUGGCCGCUGACGGGACCCAGCUCCUGCGCGCGGGUGCCUUCGCCUUCACCUUCACCAUCGACGGCGCCAUAACCUCCGUGGUGGCGGACGACCCCGUUGAGGAGGAGCUCGCCCGCCGGCGCGACCGCGACGCAUCCAAGAAGAGGGACAGCGACGCAUCCAAGAAGAGGGACGGCGACGAGGCGAAGAAGAGGGGCCGCGACGGGGCGAAGAAGAGGGGCCGCAACGAGGGCCUUUACCGGCGGGAGGAGUCCGAUGAGGAGCGGGGGUGGUCGUCCGCGGUCGUGGAGCGCAGCCUCGCCCUGCGCCAUCGGGGAGGUUCCGCGUCCUGCUUCCACCCCCGUUGUGGCUUGAUCGUAGGCGAAGGGGCCGCCGCGUCCGGUGCGCUGGGAGUCGAAGCGGAAGCUGCUGUGGCGGCGGAGGAGCUGCUAGUUGAUCCGACCCUGGAGUUCUUCUACCUCGCCGUCCUCUAGUCAGGCUGUGGCAUGCUUAUGUCUGGACAGAUCGAGGCUCCGUAUGAGCAGCUGCUGCCCUUCAUCAGAUGCUGUAGAGGCCGUCCAGAGGGGGCCAGACUAUGUUAGUUGAGUUAAAAAUCCAAUGAACAGUGCCAAAAUCACUGCUUAAUCAGUGGAAGAUUUGCUUUGGGGAGGGGGGGGGGGGGGCAUGGCCCACCUUGGCCUUGCCUAAGCUCCGCCCCUAGAGGCUGUCAUCAGACAGUUGCUGCUACAAGAUAAGAUGGCCAGUUUAGGAGGUAGUGGUGAUGCUGCUGAUCCCAAACUGAAAAUUGGCGAUGGUGUCGAUCACUCACGCCAACAGCAUGCAGCAGGAAUGAGGUUGAAUUAUUACAACAGAGACGAACCUCCUUGUUCCUUUGAGUUUGAGCACAUUCAGAAUGGUUCAGUCUCUGCUGAUCCAUACAAGCAGUACUAUGAUGUGACAUGAUGAUUGGAAGUCAGGCUCAUCUUCCUGCACCAGCCAAAUGCUCGGAGGCCAGCACAGAAAUGGGUCCUCGUCUUCUGCCUUGCCGUGCUCUAGUCAGGCUGUGGCAUGUUUAUGUAUGGACAGGUGUCAGUGUCACUGGUUCCAGAUUUGCAGAGAUUAAGUUCUGAUUCUUAAUUUUUAGACUUAUUAAGUCAGAUUUUUAUCGAAAGUUUCAUAAUUUUCUGGUAUCUGUAGGUUCGUAUAAUCGUAUUUGUUGACUUCAUGUAAUCGAGUUCUUGUAAUCGCUCUAUGUGACAGAUUAAUCAAAGCAAUGGAUCAAAUUUGAUGUUAUUGUA